Messenger RNA from Plasmopara halstedii, 12198 nucleotides. RefSeq names its product fatty acid synthase subunit. Gene Ontology annotation, biological process: long-chain fatty acid biosynthetic process. The transcript has 3 exons. Gene Ontology annotation, molecular function: fatty acid synthase activity; magnesium ion binding; enoyl-[acyl-carrier-protein] reductase (NADH) activity. Bases 1 to 12198 code for a protein of 4065 amino acids. NCBI's taxonomy places the organism in Eukaryota, Oomycota, Peronosporomycetes, Peronosporales, Peronosporaceae. The record is from RefSeq and is a predicted model, not a curated record. Gene Ontology annotation, cellular component: fatty acid synthase complex.
AUGAACGAGGUUACGGAAAGCCACACAAGCACAACAUUCAUGACGACGGACGCAAUAGACAAGUUUACGUUCAUCCCCGAGUUUGGUGGCCAGGGUAUUUCGUACUGGACCGAGUUACAGCAGCUUUUUGCCGCAUCCAAUACCGGCAUGACGCGUGUGUUCAUUGAGAAAGCGUCACGUGCGCUACUGGACGAAUCAAGCUCAGACGAGGCCAGAGCCUCCAUCGCAUUUGAAACAGUUAUUGACGUGCACAAUUGGCUUCAAAGUCUAGACGUAGGUGAAGCUCCUUUAAAUGUGUCGCCAGACCGCGUGUUUUUCAGCAUGCCAUUACUAGUAUUGACACAAUGUGCCAACUAUCUAAACUUUCUCGAGACUGCUGGUGUGAGCCAUGAAAGUGUUGUCAAACACUCAACGACUGCUAUAGGCCAUAGCCAAGGUAUUGUGAGUGCAGUUAUCUUCUCAGCGGCCAAGACAGCUGAAGAUAUUAUCGACCUUGGCGUCUCAAUGCUGCGCUAUAUGUUCUGGCAGGGAUUACGCACACAAGAAACGUACGAUCUCGCCUUAACACAGUACAAACGAGAUGGCAUAGACAUUGAGAACGCGGGCCCGAUGUUGGCUGUGCGAGGACUCAAGAAAAAAGACGUUCUUCAAGCUAUUGAAAAUGCGCAAUGCUGUAAUAAGUCGCAAGAUCUUCACCUUUCUCUGAUCAAUGCCUCUGACAUCAUAAAUGUCACGGGUUUACCAGCGACACUGGUGCAAUUGAAGCAGACGCUUGAGGGCCAAUUAGCCAAUCCUGACGCAAACCAGACCCGUAUCCCGCACUCUCAACGAAAACCCACGGGUUCGCUUUCGUUCCUGCCGCUCUCUGCCCCGUUCCAUACACCACUGCUGACUGAGGCCAAACACAAGGUAGUACAGGAUGUGCAACGUAUCAAGUGUGUGAUAAAGGGAAGCCAAUUACAGGUGCCAGUGUACACCACCAACGCUGACGCUACCAACUUGCAGACGGUAGACGACGUGUUACAUCAACUGAUUAAUCUGCAGCUUCUCGAGCCACUGGACUGGAUGGCAACAUGGACAAAGAUCGCCCAGCAUCAUUUGGAUGCGACACACAUUCUCGAGUUUGGUCCAGAUUUAGGCGUCGCGAAGCUAAGUAGCAAGACCGCAGAAGGUUUAGGCAUUCACAUUGUCAUCGCGACUGAAAAGCACCCGGUUGUGACUUCUGCAAAAGCUUCCUCUCCUCUUCUGGGAAGGGAUCAAUUCCUAAAGACUGUGCCAACUUUUGUUCCGGACAAAGUGACAUGGGAAAGCAAGUUUGGCCCUCGAGUGACCGAAUCAGGACAGCUCGUUAACCAAUUUACGCGUGCUUUAAAGAAGCCACCAGUGAUGGUGGCGGGAAUGACGCCGACGACAAGUUUGGAAGGAAUUGAUCUUGUAGCCGCCAUACAAAAUGCUGGUUUUCACGGUGAGUUGGCGGCUGGUGGACUUUCACGCCCACAAAUCUUUGAGGACACUGUAAACGCACUAGUCUCAAAAAUCAAACCUGGUCUUGGCAUUGCUAUUAACAUGCUAUAUCUUAAUGCAAAACAAUGGGGCUUCCAGUUUCCAAUGGUGCUGCGUUUGCGUCGUAAUGGUGUACCGAUCGAAAGCAUUACCGUUGGCGCUGGCAUCCCGACAAAGGACCGUGCGCUAGAAAUGCUGUCGCAGCUGGAGGCAGUUGGUAUUAAAAUGGUGUGUUUUAAGCCAGGUUCAGUGGACGGUAUUUACGCAGUGCUGGAGAUCGCAGAGUCGAAACCAAGUAUGACAGUCAUGUUGCAGUGGACCGGCGGUCGAGCUGGUGGUCAUCACAGUUUUGAAGACUUCCACAUGCCGAUGGAAGAGACAUACGCAGCCAUUCGUCGCGUGUCCAAUGUCCUAUUAGUUGUCGGCUCUGGCUUUGGAAAUUGGCAGGACUCGAAGCAGUAUCUCACGGGCGACUGGAGCCUGGCUCGUGGACACGCCUACAAGAUGCCAAUGGACGGGAUAUUGAUGGGAUCCCGCAUGAUGGUUGCAAAGGAGGCGGCGACUGCGCCGGAGGUGAAAAAGCUACUCGUCGACACACCAGGGAUUGAGUCAGAGCUAGAGUGGGAAAGUAGCUACACGGGCGUUGUGGGUGGUGUCAUGACAGUCACGUCGGAGCUGGGUGAAGCUAUCCACGUAGUAGCAAACCGCUGUGCUUUGCUGUGGAAGGAGUUUGACGAUAAAUUCUUUUCCAUUCCGCGCGAACAAGUUGAGUUGGCUCUUCGUUUAAACAAGCGCUACAUUAUUUCUCGCUUAAAUGCAGAUUACCAAAAACCUUACUUUGGCUGCAAGCGUGACGUCAAAACGGGUGAGAGCGUGCCGGCAGAUUUGGAGGAAAUGACGUACGGUGAUGUUCUAGCGCGUUUGAUUGAUCUGAUGUACGUGGAAGUGGAAGGACAACCGCACCAUUGGGUGCAUGAAACGUAUUUCACGCGUGUGAGUAAGUUUAUUACACGAACUGAGGAGCGACUUCGCCGUGAAAGCUCCGGUAAGCUGUUUGACCAGUCGGAGUUGAAUACGAAGCCGAGAGAAACAUUUUGUGCAUUCAUCGCAAAGUAUCCUCAGACGGUAACAACGCUACUUUCGGUUCAGGAUUGUGACUUUUUCCUCGACCUAUGCCGCACGGGUGGAAAACCUGUAAACUUUGUACCUGUGAUCGACCUAGAGUUCAAAAUGUGGUUCAAAAAGGAUUCGCUGUGGUAUUCAGAGGACUUGGAUGCGGUUCCAGGGCGCGAUGCGCAGCGCGUUUUCGUUCUCCAGGGCCCUGUGGCAGUCCGCUACAGUACGAAGGUCGAUGAGCCUGUGGCUGAUAUCCUCGGUGGUAUUGCUGCUGGCUUUGCGAACGUUGUGCGAGAAAGCGGUGCGAUUGCAGGUGCGGCAAUCACGCCAGCUCAACAGACAGUAGAUAUCGCAAACGUUAAGGUCGUACAGAGCCAAGAAAGUGUUGAAGUGUUGAUCUCAACGGAAAACGGCACUUUGCCUCCCGCUGACGAGUGGCUCGCUUCUAUUGCCGCGUCUGUAAGUCACAAAAAGUGGCUGCACGAGCUGAUCUCUUCUACACAUGUCGUCGAGGGCAAGAAAUGGCUUCUAAACCCCGUUCGCCAACUUCUUGUGCCUCAAAUAGGUCAGAAGUACGUGUUUAACUCUUCAGGUAUUCGUGUAUACGACAGCUCUAUCGAUAUUUCGGGUCCUGUGAUCGAAAUCUCUAAGAAAAGUGCGAAUAUUGCAGUCGUAGUUAACGAAGUGCGGCCGGCCGUGACUGGUCUACAGGCUAGCACAGUAGCACUCGAGCUGACUUUUCAAUAUCACCCGGAACUUUCUUGUUCAAUCCACGCUGAAGGUAGUGGCUUUAUCGACAAAGUUAAAGCAUUUUAUGCUCGUUUUUGGGUGGCGAUCGAGGGAAAGGAAGAGGAGUCAUGUAAGGCUGCGUGUGACGCAAGCGUGCUAACUCCUUUUACGGCCGACUUUGCCAUUACCAAGGCAGACAUUGUGGCGUACCGGGGGGCAUUGGGUCUGAAUGAUGACGAAGAAGGCGCUCCGGCUGACUUUUCUACCAUCGUAGCGUGGCGUCCAUUGAUCCAAUCCGUCUUCACGAAGGAGGUGAAGGGCAACCUGCUAGACCUGGUGCACCUUAAGCACUCAUACAAGCUUUUAUCGUCGCGCAAAGUUUCGGCCACAUUUCUUGCUGGCGAUGACAUUGUGAGCACGUCAAACGUUGGAAGUCUGCGCAUUAUUGACAGCGGUAAGAUCGUGCAUGGGAUCGCAAUCAUCUCGCGCAAGACGGUGGAUGAGCGAAUGGAGGAGGUACUAGAACCGCUUGUGGAGUUACACAGUGAAUUUUUAAUUCGCGGCACUUUCACUGACUUCGAGUCAACCUUUUCAAUCGACAUGUCGCAAAACGACUUUGUGCCUACUCGCCAAGAAGAUGUGGAGAUUCUAAAGGCCAAGUCGUGGCUUAAGCUUGCUAGUAAAGCUUCCGUGCACAUCGGGGACCACCUGAUAUUCAAGCUGACGACCAAGAAGCAGUAUGCGUCCAUCAGCUUGUUAAAAUCCUUGGAGGUGUCGGGCUCACUCUUUCGUGACGAAGCGGGUUCUAUGGUCAAACUCGGUACAGUCGAUUUUAAUAGCCACGACGUUAACGAGAGCCCCGUUGAAGUCUUUUUACGCCAGGUGCAGCCUCAGAAUGCCAGAGGCAGUGGUCUCUUUGAGAACGGUGGCUCACACAUGUUGGCAAAGCCACUUGAAAUCCACGUUCCAGCGAAUGCGCUUGCUUACGCUGUGGCGUCUCGUGACCUGAAUCCGAUUCAUCGCUCUAAGUACGCAGCAAUUCUUGGUCACCUUCCAAAUGGAAAGCCAAUCAUGCACGGGCUGUGGACAGCGACCAAGGUACGCGACUUGGUGAUUCAGAGUUUUGGGUUAGGAUUCGACAGCAAUGUCGUCGACUACGAUGUAAACUUCGAUGGGAUGGUUUACCCAGGUGACACGCUUUUCAUGCAAGCUCGCCACAUUGGCAUGCAUACUGGCAAGAAAAUUUUGUCCAUUGAAGUCGUCAACGAAAGUGGUGAACGUGUGGUGAGUGCGCGUGCUGUAGUCAAACAAGCGCCCAUGGCCUUCGUUUUUACGGGUCAGGGCUCAGCUGCGGUUGGUAUGGGUAUGGAUCGGUAUCAGGAAUCCUCAGUUGCCCGUGAUAUAUGGAACCGUGGAGACUCUCAUUUGCGCAAAACAUUCGGCUUUUCCAUUCUCGAAAUGGUGCGAAAGAAUCCGCAGUCGAUUACAGUGCAUUUUGGCGGCAAAAAAGGUCGCGCGAUUCGCGAGAAGUAUAUGAGCUUGACGUGCGAGGACCCUAUAACGGGCGAGAUUGCCCCGCUUCUGCCUGAAAUUAAUGUGCGAACGCAAAGCUUUAGCUUUUCUGCACCCGAAGGCUUGCUGUUUGCCACCCAAUUCAGUCAGCCCGCGUUGGUUUUAUUAGAGAAGGCCAUGUUCUCGGAGAUUGAGGCUGCUCAUCUGAUUCCGGAUGACGCUCACUUUGCUGGUCACUCACUCGGUGAAUAUGCUGGAUUGAGCUCGUUUGCUGGAGCUUUGGCUGUUGAAGAUGUCGUGGAGGUUGUGUUCCUUCGUGGUUUGAUCAUGCAAAAAGCUGUCAAGCGCGACGCAGAUGGACGAUCAGACUACGGAAUGGUUGCCAUCAAUCCCACACGUGUGGGACCCCACUUUACGGAAGAAAUGAUGCACCAGAUUGUAGACGGUAUCGAAGCUGCGUCGGGAAAGCUUCUUCAGGUGGUGAACUUUAAUAUCCAACAGCGUCAGUAUGUAGUUGCGGGGGAGAAUGUGAACCUUGAGACACUAUCUCUAGCAUUAUCCGCUUUUAAGACGCUUGCUACGACCGCUGCCGAAGAUGUGACAAGAAUAAUCGCCGAUGCGUUGACGCAGGCUCGAGCUCGUAAAGAAAAGUGUGACCAGAGUGGACGCCCGAUCAUUCUCACGCGAGGCUUGGCGACAAUUCCGCUUGUCGGCAUCGACGUGCCGUUUCACUCACGUGAGCUGCUUGGUGGUGUUCCAUCCUUUCGUUCUCUACUACGAACCAAAUUUGAUCCGCAUGUGCUGGAGCGCCAGUUACCGCUGCUCGUUAAUCGCUACAUUCCGAAUCUGGUGGCGACCCCGUUCUCGCUUAAACGCUCGUACUUUGAAGAAGUUUAUGCCGCGACUAAAAGCCCGUAUCUUGAAGAAGUGUUAGACCCAAUGCAAUGGAAACUGACAUCAAAGGCUCAACUUGCGCAUCUUCUUGUGGUGGAGCUUCUGGCCUAUCAAUUUGCAUCUCCUGUUCAGUGGAUUAAGACGCAAGCAUUACUAUUUGCAGAGGGGGGAGUUCGGCGUUUCGUCGAAAUUGGCCCUGCCCCCACAUUGACGAACAUGGCACUGCGAACUUUACAAGUUGGCGACUUUCCAAACGUACCUCGUGAAAUACUAUGGUACCAGCGUGAUCGCGAGGCUGUGCACUUUGAGGAGGAGAGGACCUACGUGUCUGCAUCAGAGUACGCACGUGGACUGAUUGCCGAAGCGGAGGCUGCUACGGCGUCCCUUACUUCUGAUGUAGUUGCAGAUGCUUCUCUUGUUCCAGUGACUCCUUCUGUCGUCAUUGCUCCGGAGGUCGCUGCUCCGGUCCAUAACAUUCAGCCUUCGUUAGCAUCUUCUCCCGCCCCUGCAGAUGCUCCGGUUACUGCUCUACAUGUUCUCCGUGUGCUCCUUGCUGUGCGUCUAAAUAAAAAGUUGGCGGAAAUCACGGAAGACACGGAUGUCAAGACGCUAUGUGCCGGCAAGUCUGCUGUACAGAACGAAAUUCUGGGUGAUCUCGAAAAAGAAUUUGGUGGCGGUUUUCCCGAGGGUGCUGGUGAAGUCCCACUAAAGGAGCUGGCCGCCAGCUUCCCUGGCUACUCUUCGCUUGGCAAGGUUUCGAAUGGCUUGAUUAACAAGGUCGUGGCGAGUAAGAUGCCUGGUGGCUUUACAAUGUCGAGUGUCAAAGAAUAUUUGGGUACCGAGAAAGCGUUAGGCGCUGGACGGAUGGAGAGCGUCCUUGCUCACUCACUGCUACUUGCUCCGCAAACUCGUCUAAAAAAUGAUACGGAUGCUCGCAAGUGGCUGGACGAGAGCAUCAGUGAGUAUGCUUCAUUUGCCGGCGUUUCUCUGGACCGUCCGUCUUUGAGUGCUACAUUUGGCAUGGCCUUCAAUCCCGCACCAGUGUCAAUUCCAACGGUGAGUGACAAACCCGUGGAGGCCAAACACGCUCUGCAGGUGAUGUUGGCGGCAAAAUUCGGCAAGGCAUUUGCCGAGAUUAAUGAUACUGUGACGAUCAAGGAAUUGGCCGCUGGUAAGUCAGCUGUGCAGAACGAGGUCAUUGGUGAUCUUGAAAAAGAGUUUGGCUCAAUUCCCGACGAUGCUGCGGAGAUGAAAGUGGGUGACUUGGCGAGUAAAUUUUCUAACUACGCUUCACCGGGUAAAGUUUUGAGUGCGUUGAUUGCCAAGAUGCUGGCCAGUAAAAUGCCGGGUGGCUUUGGCCUGACUGCUGUUAAGGAAUAUUUGUCUACUGAACGCUGUUUACCGAGCAGUAGGAUUGAGAGUGCGCUACUUCACGGUCUGACGCAAAACCCAAAGCAGCGUCUGUCAGACGACACAACAGCUAAGCAAUGGUUAAAUGGCGUUGUGGAUGACUACGCCAAGUACGCCGGUAUUGACAUUCCUUAUUUCUCGAAGUUAGGAGGGGUGAUGACAGGCUCCUCAGUGGGCCAGCAGGCGAUGCAGUCGAGCUCGCUCCCCAGUGAAUUCGAUAAGCGUCUGAAGUCAAUGAUCGCAGACCAGAUUGAGGCUUUGAGCUCAUACAUGGGCGACGAUCCGCUGGACUGGCACCGCAAGGUUGAGACAGAGGCAGGCAUGCGCGAAAACUUGGAAAUGUCAAUGUCGCAGUGGGUCAUAGAGCAUGGCGACAUUUAUAGCACAGGAAUCAAGAGCAAGUUCGACGCCAAAAAGGAGCGUCAGUACGACAGCUACUGGAACUGGGCUGUGCAAGAUGCGCUGGAGCUUUACUACCGUACCGCUGCCGCAGCAAAGGGUCUGCCAGCAAGUCCUAAGUUGGCUGUAAAUGAAGGCCUUAGCGCCCACUUCGAAGCAAUGACACGUUAUAUCAACAAGAACGUUGACACGAUUGCAGAUGAAUCAGCGCUUCCACCACUCGAGUGGUUCAAGCCGUACCUAUGCAAUCGUGCGACACCCGAGCUGCUACAAUGCACCAAAUUCUUUGUGUCACGAGCUGAAGAAGAAACUAGUCCUGAGCUGGCCCAGGCCGUUCAACUAUUGGUGGAGCAGGUGGAAGAAUGGUUGAACACGAAUCCUGUCAACAUGCAAAUUUUUAAACCAAUGCAGCCGCAGCUUCUUAUUCUCGAUACUGGUGAGCUCGAGUAUUUAGAGGUGCCCCGUGAAGGAGUGACGGACUCGAUAAACUACGUGGACGAGGUCGCUCGCGGACUAGAGUACAAUGAUGCAAUUGAAUCAGGCAAGGUUGCUGGAUCAGACGUAACGGCUAUCAUGACUAGUGCUGUCGGCUUCGAGUCGACAUUGAAUGACAAUGGAAGCAUGAGUAGUGAUGAGCUUGAUAGUGAAGAUGACGACGAGUUUGAAGACGGUGAUUCUGCAGUGGACGACAAGCUAGCAAACAAGAUAAAAACAGUCGCGCCGGCUGAGGGCGCCAAGCUCAACGCUCUUCGUGACUCGUUGCGCAAACGCGCGAAGCGUACUCAGGAAAAGUCACUUGUGGCGCGGUCGUCUUCACUUCGCUUUGGAUUGAACGAAAACCUGAAGAAGAUUGUGCUGCCGCAUGUGCACAUCAGGAAACCAUCCGAUGUAGAUCCGACUAUCCGUUUGUAUGAUGUGGAGUCGACCUGCGUGUUGCUUUCGUGCAUGCGCGAGAUGGCGUCUACAGGAAUCUCUUUUGUUGGCAAGGUUGCGCUUUUAACAGGUUGUGGUAAGAACUCGAUUGGGGCAGAAAUUGUCAAGGCGCUUCUGGAAGGUGGCGCGACAGUAUUUGUGACGACAAGCAGCUUUAGCAUGAAGUCGACAGAACUAUUUCGUGAAAUUUAUGAACAGCAUGGUAGCCGCGGUAGCCGUCUCAUUGUAUUGCCGUUCAACCAGGCGUCCAAAGUAGAUGUGCAGAGUCUGAUAGCGCACAUUUAUGAUGUGCACAAGCUUGACUUGGAUUUCUUAAUACCAUUUGCGGCACUUUCCGAGGUUGGACGGACAAUAACAGACAUAGACUCGCGCUCUGAGCUAGCGCAUCGCAUCAUGCUAACAAACACCGUGCGUCUAGUGGGUGAAGUGGUGACAGCGAAGAAGGCUCGUAACAUUGCCACGCGUCCUGCGCUCGUCAUUCUUCCCAUGUCGCCAAACCACGGCAACUUUGGUGGAGACGGUCUUUAUGCAGAGUCUAAGCUAGGAGUAGAAAGUUUGAUGAACAAGUGGUACUCGGAGGGUUGGGAGGACCAACUCUCGAUCGUUGGAGCCAUUAUCGGCUGGACUCGGGGAACAGGCCUCAUGUCGGGUAACAAUGUUGUUGCUGCCGGUGUUGAAAAGCUGGGAAUGCGCACAUUUAAGUCACCAAUUUUCGCGGAUCUUACUGGUGGCAUGGCUCAAGUCAGCGAUUUGAAAGAACAAGUGGAUACUAUUCGAGCUGAUAUCAUGGAGAAGUCGAGGCUUCGGGCAUCCAACUAUGCUGCACUUGAGAAAGAUAAGCAAAUUUUGUCAUUGCCUUCAAACAAGCCAGUAGUUUCGACUAUCUCAAAGACCUUCGCUCCUCGCGCGAAUAUGUCGAGCUACUACUGCGACACGUUUCCCAAACUAUCAGGUGUCGCUGGUCUGUCUGCAUCGACCAAGCAAGCGCUGUUGCGUGGCAUGGUAGAUCUGCGCCAGGUAGUUGUUGUCGCUGGUUUUGGUGAAGUAAGUCCGUGGGGUAACUCGCGUACACGGUGGGAAAUGGAGUCAUACGGUGAAUUUUCCCUUGAAGGAUGUAUUGAAUUGGCGUGGCUGACAGGUCGCAUUGUUUUUGACAAGGGAAACUGGUUGGAUGCAAAGACGAAAGAAAUUGUGCCGGAACACCAAAUUAAGUCUCGUUAUGAGGAAGACAUUAUUGAGCACUCAGGGAUCCGAAUUGUGGAGCCAGCAUUAUUUAACGGCUACGAUCCGAAGAAGAAGAUGGUGCUACAUCAAGUUGCCAUUGACAAGAAAAUGUCUCCUAUUGAAGUGGCUGAUCGCGAGGAAGCGCUACAAUUUCGCAAAGAACUUGGCGAGGAAAAUGUUGACAUGUUUCAGAAUGCUUCGGGCGCGUGGAUGAUUCGACUACGCAAAGGGUCCAUCUUGAAUAUUCCCCGUGCUCUUGACUUUGAUCGCUUUGUUGCUGGUCAAAUUCCGACAGGCUGGAGUGUAGAGCGUCUGGGGUUGUCCAAGGAUUUGGCCGAAUCGCUAGAUCCAAUCACGUUAUAUGUGCUCUCGGCCACAAUGGAGACUUUCGUUGCGGCUGGUGUGACAGACCCCUACGAGUUCUAUCAGUACGUCCAUGUCUCGGAAGUUGGGAACACUUCCGGUGGUGGAAUGGGUGGAAUGCGUGCGUUCACGCAAAUUUACAAAAAUCGUGUUCUCGGUAAACCUGCCCCAAGUGACGCGCUGCAAGAGUGUUUCAUCAAUUCGCCUCCUGCCUGGGUGAAUAUGUUGUUACUGAGCUCAUCCGGUCCGAUCAAAACGCCGGUUGGAGCGUGUGCCACGGCGGCUGAGUCUGUCGACAUUGGUGUUGAGACGAUUAAAAGUGGCAAGGCUCGUGUUUGUAUCGUUGGUGGUUAUGACGAUUUCGGCGAGGAAGGUGCUUACGAGUUUGCACAGAUGAAGGCUACAAGUGAUUCUGUAAAGGAAAUUGGAAUGGGGCGCGAGCCAAAGGAAAUGUGCCGACCGUGCUCUACUACGCGCGGUGGCUUUAUGGAGAGUCAUGGAGCAGGCAUUCAGCUUCUAAUGGAUGCUCAGCUAGCCCUUGAAAUGGGUCUACCAAUCUAUGGAAUCGUUGCUCUUGUGAACACGGCGACGGACAAGAAUGGUCGAUCAAUCCCAGCUCCAGGUCAGGGUCUACUCACGACAGCUCGUGAGACUUUAUCAGACAACGCAAAGCCUUCACCGCUCCUGGACAUAGAGUAUCGUCGACGCCAAUUCGAUGACGAAAUUGAAAAUAUCGAAAAGUGGUAUGCUCGUGAGCGUUCUCUGACAAAUGGAGAUGAGUCCAGUCUGGCCUUCUUAGAGGAGGUGAAGGCUCGCAAGGUGCAGUCCGCGCAAUCUAUGUGGAGCGAUACUUUCUAUCACGGUCGUAUCGAUAUCGCUCCUCUUCGCGGUGCACUGAACGCAUGGAACUUAAGUAUCGAUGACAUCGGUGCGUCCAGCUUCCACGGAACGGGUACCACAGCUAAUGACAAGAAUGAAAGUGAGGUGACGCACAAGCAGAUGGCACAUUUGGGUCGCUCACCGGGCAAUCCUCUGCCGGUUAUAUGCCAAAAAAGCCUAACGGGUCAUCCAAAGGGUGCCGCUGCUGCUUGGAUGCUAAAUGGCUUGCUACAAGUUUUAAAUACAGGCUUGAUCCCCGGCAACAGACAUCUGGACAACACUUGUGAAAUGCUGCGUAAAUACGAUCAUCUGGUGUAUCCCAAUCGUACCUAUCAGACGGUAGGUCUCAAGGCUGUCAUGAUGAAAAGCUUUGGCUUUGGUCAGGCUGGUGGUGAAGUGGUGCUGGUGCAUCCAGACUAUCUCCUAUCUACGCUGCUGCCUGACGAAUUUCAGCACUACUCGGCUCGCCGUGAGCAGCGUAUGAUCAAAAUGAACACGUACGCCCAAAAAGUUAUAACUGGCAAGCAUCUUCAUAUUCAGGUAAAGAACGAGGCGCCGUACUCAUCUGCUCAAGAGAGCAACGUCUAUUUGGAUCCUAUGGCUCGCGCUGAGUACGAUGCGACGUCAAAGACGUGGCGAUUUGGUGGUGCGGACUCGCUGACUGCAGAAGCCAAUCGCCGUUUGCGUGCGGAGAAACGCGCGAAAAAGGCCAAGGCUGCAGCUGAAGCAGCUUCAUCAUCUAAAAAGUUAUCAAAAGCACGUCAGACGGACUCUUCAUCGACAUUGUUGACUGCAAUAAACCAAGCGGCGACGAACCUGGGCUUGGCCUCAAAGAACAUGGGCAUGGGCGUGGAUGUGGAGCCAAUUGCAACAUUUGAGAAUCUAAACGGCCGAGAAGAUUUCAUCCGACGUAACUUUACAGAUCAAGAGACGGCGUAUUGCUACAGUGCACCUCAUCCAGCUGCAAGUUUUGCAGGUCGAUGGGCUGCAAAAGAGGCUGUGAUCAAGGCCAUCUCGAGCGCUGCACCGACCGAAUCAAAUUUAUGGCAAGGUGCUGGCGCUCCACUCCGAGAAAUUGAGAUUUUUAUCACGGCAUCAGGUGCACCGUCAGUGUUACUAUCGGGCUAUCCGCUUCAAGUGUUCAAUCGCUUGGGCUUGUCAAAGCUGAGCGUGUCCAUCAGCCACUCCGGUGACUUUGCAGUAUCCCAAGCAAUCGCGAACUUUCAGCAUGAGUAA